CCAUGCCAUUUUCUAUUUUUCCGAUACGCAACUGUUAUUUUAAAGUCAAUUCCACAUGCUCGUUGGAUGCCAUUGGAUGCCGUGUGUCCCAUGGCUAUGCCCAUGGCAAUGGCUUCCCAACGCCGUGAUCACUAUUGAAUGUUUAUUCCAAGAAAAUGGCAAGCAUUCUGCAUCAUGAAACGAAUAGUCGUGGCUGCUACUGCUGCCCGAUAGCACGGCAGCCUGCAUCAGUAGUGAGCACCUCGUCAGAUGCCUUGGAUGCGUCUUUGCACGAACUGGGAAUGCUGAGUGCGGUCACAGACUCGCGACAGGACUAUCUGCUCGAAAAGCUUUCCCACAGUAGUGACUCUGGCCCAAACCAUUCGGGGCUUUGUGUGCUAGCCAUGAAUUCUGCCUACAUUGCAGACUUCUCAUUCGUGGCUGCGUCAAGUCCAGAGAGUCCCCCUUCGGAGACUGUGCCACUCCUGACCUUACGGCGUCCUCGUGUUCGGGCCCUUCGCAGGCGACAGUACUUUUACCAGCCGUACGACUACCCGUGGCGGCAAAGGCUAAUGGAAAUGCUGAGGACAAAAGAAGCUUCGUGUGACGGCACGAACAAGUCUAGCCCAGGCAGUCCGUCCAAGUUGACUGUGGCUGCUGCAGGCAUUGUCCGGUCGAAGUCACUGGACGACCUGGAAGUGUGCGGUGCCAAGGCAUGUGGGACCAGGGCAGACAUUGAAACAGUGUCACGUAAAAUAAGCAAUCUUCAUUUCAGCUAGCACCACAAAGUCGGGGCUGUUUCAGAUGAAAAAAUGUUUUUUUACGAUGCGUGGUGUUCUUGGUUUCAGAAUUUCUAAACCUCUGGAACGCACUUUUUGACAUAGGUGGUUAGGCUAUUUAUUUAUUUAUUUGUUACUUUUUGCAGCAUUUGAUCGAGCUUUGCAGGUAAUUAAGUUGGUCAAUGAACAGAACUGCUUGGGGUCAAGCAUACAAAGGGCUCUCUGUACCUGAACGGUGGUUGCUGCAGCAUGAUGGCCUUACAUAGUGCUGCUGCGGCCGCAUUUUUCUCACUGUUCUGGGAUGUUUCCCUUUAAUUUCACCCAAGCUGAAGGAAUAAAAGUGUUGGCACAGUACUCUGUUGUGCUCACUUCACCUUAUCUAGACCAAUGACCACAGGUGGUGACAAUUUAAACCUUCAAUC
This is a messenger RNA of Rhipicephalus sanguineus (brown dog tick), 1180 nucleotides long. RefSeq lists its product as uncharacterized. Bases 156 to 758 code for a protein of 200 amino acids. The record is from RefSeq and is a predicted model, not a curated record. The transcript is spliced from 2 exons. Lineage: Eukaryota; Metazoa; Arthropoda; Arachnida; Ixodida; Ixodidae.